This is a messenger RNA of Gekko japonicus, 3200 nucleotides long. It is a transcript of the gene ACAD11, whose product is annotated as acyl-CoA dehydrogenase family member 11. Gene Ontology annotation, cellular component: mitochondrion. Lineage: Eukaryota; Metazoa; Chordata; Lepidosauria; Squamata; Gekkonidae. The record is from RefSeq and is a predicted model, not a curated record. Bases 181 to 2520 code for a protein of 779 amino acids. The transcript is spliced from 20 exons. Gene Ontology annotation, molecular function: oxidoreductase activity, acting on the CH-CH group of donors; flavin adenine dinucleotide binding.
UUGCGCUCUCCCAGCGAGGAGUAGGCGGCGAACAGGUUACGCUGUUAGCGGAGCUUGGCAAACAGUUGCUGGAGCUACGCUCUGGGCAGAGGGGCCGAACCUCUUUGCUUCUGCCUUCCCUCGGCAGCGCCUUUGGCUGCCUGGCGCCGAUAGACCGUAUUUGGCGACGGAGGGCUGGAAAUGGCAGCGGAGCCGGACACCACCGAAGUGAGAGAGCGGCACAGAUUUGACCCAGGCGCCUUGGAGGAGUACCUGCGCCGGCACUUGCCAGGCUUUCCUUUGCAGCCACCUGGAGCUCUGCUCGUCAGGCAGUACAGCUCUGGGCAGUCCAACCCAACCUUUUACCUGAAGAAAGGCCUUAGCACCUAUGUCCUUAGGAAAAAGCCUCAUGGCCCUCUCCUACCACAAGCUCACAAGAUUGACAGAGAAUAUCGGGUCCAGAAAGCUUUGUUUGCAGCUGGAUUUCCAGUUCCUGAGCCCCUUUUAUACUGCAGUGAUGUUUCUGUGAUUGGAACAGAAUUCUAUGUGAUGCAACAUGUACAGGGCCGCAUUUUCCGAAACCUUGCUUUACCUGAAGUAAGCCCAGCGGAAAGAUCAGCAUUGUACAUAGCUGCAACACAAACUCUGGCCCAGUUGCAUUCCUUCAGCAUAAAUUCACUGGGGCUCCAAGGCUAUGGAAGAGGACCAGGUUACUGUAAGAGGCAGGUAUCGACUUGGAGAAAACAGUACAAAGCAGCUGCUCAUAUGGACAUUCCAGCUAUGAAUGAUUUAGCUGAAUGGUUAAUGAACAACCUGCCAGCUGGGGAUGACGAAGAACAUUUGAUUCAUGGGGACUUUAGAAUAGACAAUAUCAUCUUUCAUCCAACAGAGGCCCGUGUCAUGGCAGUGCUGGACUGGGAACUUUCAACCACAGGGCAUCCAGUGGCAGACUUUGCUUAUUCUGUUGCUUUCUAUUUUUGGCCAAAAGACUUCAAACAUUUGAAUAUAAAAAACUUCCAGAAUUUAGGUCACAUUGCAGGAAUUCCUUCACUUGAAGAAAUGAUCUCUGUUUAUACUAGAUGCAGGGGUACCACCACUUCUCUACCCAACUUGAAUUUUUUUCUCGCCCUUUCAAUGUUUAAAAUUGCUUCAAUAUGCCAGGGUAUCUAUGCCAGAUAUCUAUUGGGAAAUUCUGCUGCGGAAAAUAGCCACGAGUUCGGCAAUCUGGUGAAACCUUUGGCAGAAAGAGGAUUACAGCUCACAAGAAUGACACCAGUUACUACUGGCUUUCAAUCGUAUAGUAUAGGAGAAUUAUUCCAGCAGUCUCAAAAGGGUAAGGAAGUGCUUCAGAAGGUGAAGGACUUCAUGGAAAAACAUAUUUUUCCCGCUCAAAAGGAAAUGGCAGAGUAUUAUGUCAGAAAUACGAAUUCACCAGACAUAUGGAAAAAACCUGCACUGAUUGCAAAACUGAAGGAGAAGGCAAAAGCAGAAGGUCUCUGGAACCUUUUCCUUCCAGCUAUCAGUGGUCUUGGCCAGGUGGAUUAUGCACUGAUUGCUGAAGAGACUGGGAAGUGCUUCUUUGCCCCUGAGGUGUUCAACUGUCAUGCACCAGACACAGGAAACAUGGAGGUCCUGCAUUUGUAUGGGUCAGAAGACCAGAAGAAACAAUGGCUGGAGCCUCUGCUUGAAGGGAAAAUUAGCUCUUGCUUCUGCAUGACAGAACCAGAUGUUGCUUCGAGUGAUGCCACCAACAUGGAAUGCAGCAUUCAGAGAGAUGGAGACAGAUAUAUAAUUAAUGGGAAGAAGUGGUGGAGCAGUGGAGCUGGAAAUCCAAAUUGCAAAUUUGCAGUUGUGAUGGCCAGAGACAAAAACACCUCUGCAUCCAGAUAUAAACAGCACAGCAUGAUUAUUGUGCCAAUGGAAACCCCUGGAGUCAAACUCAUACGGCCUCUUUCAGUCUUUGGUUAUUUUGAUUAUUUCCACGGUGGACAUUUUGAAGUGCAUUUUGAGAAUGUUCAAGUACCUGCUUCCCAUUUAAUUCUUGGAGAAGGAAGAGGAUUUGAAAUAGCUCAAGGGAGGCUUGGACCCGGUCGUAUCCAUCACUGCAUGAGGUCAAUAGGAGCAGCUGAAAUGGCCCUCCGGAUCCUAUGUGAGCGUUCAGCUCAGAGGAUUACAUUUGGGAAGAAGCUGUACCAGCAUGAGGUUGUCGCUCAUUGGAUUGCUGAAUGUCGGAUAGCUAUUGAACAAGCAAGAUUGCUCACGCUGAAAGCAGCCAGCCUCAUAGACACUAUGGGAAACAGAGCGGCAAGAAAAGAGGUUUCUAUGAUCAAAGUGGCAGCACCCCAAGCGGUCCUUAAAGUGAUUGAUUGUGCCAUUCAAGUUUGUGGAGGAGCUGGAUUCUCUGAAGAUUUUCCUUUGGCUCAGAUGUUUGCUUACGUUCGGACCUUACGUGUAGCAGAUGGGCCUGAUGAAGUUCAUCUUUCAACAGUUGCAAAACUAGAACUGCUUGAUCAAGCCAAGCAUUUGACUGCACAUCUCUAGAUUGUUGAUAGCAUCAUAAUUAGAUCUGAUUUCCACACAAGAGAAAAGCGGUAAAGUGAAAGAGUACGUUGAGGUGAUCACCAAUUCAACAUUAAAUGAAACUAUUAAAUGUAACACCCCACUUCGGCACAAUUAAUAAAACCUGUAACAUGGGUAAGGGCUUAGAUUCAAGUUUAGACAUAUGGGAAUACUUGAAACAUUCAAGUAUUUCUAGACUGAACAAAUUAAUGAAAAUGAUGUUUAUUGCUUUGAGUGCACCCAUACAAAGGUGGUUGGUUAUCAAACAUCUAACCAAGGCUGAAAAAGUAGAUGGGGAGACAUGCUCUAUCAUUAAUACAUAGUACUGGAUAGUAUGUAAUUUUGUUAAAACAUUGUCUAAUAAGGGAAAUAGCAAUAUGUGUUCUGUGGUGUACCAGAUGUGGGGAACGUAUAAUAUCCAGCUGAAUUUGAAUACCACCAUUUUUACACUAUUUGUGUAUAGAAACACAUAUAACACUAUUUGUGUAUAGAAACGCAUAUACAGGUUUAAUACCACUGUCACUGAAAGAGCAUCUGAAUGAGACAAUAUUAAGGUCUACUGUUUGACACACUAUUCUCACUUUAACUGGUGAUGGCUACAGUGAUGCUCACAAGACAGCUUUUGCUUUCUUACACUUCCACUGUCUUAAUAAAUUUCACCC